UGGGCGUGGCCUGCGCUUUCGCAGCGCCGCCGCGCCGCUAGGGGGUGCUGACGGCGGCUCCGGCUCCGGCGCCCAUGGCGGGGGUCGGCGCCAAGCGGGGACCCCCCGAGGGCGGGGGGGGCCCCCCCGAAAAGAGACCCCCCCGCGAGGAGCAGCCGCCGACCACGCUGAUCGAGCCCCUGCGCCUGGGGGGCAUCUCCUCCACGGAGGAGAUGGACGUCAAGGUGCUGCAGUUCCGGAACAAGAAGCUGGCCGAGCGGCUGGAGCAGCGCCAGGCGUGCGAGGACGAGCUGCGCGAGCGCAUCGAGAAGCUCGAGAAGCGCCAGGCCACCGACGACGCCACGCUGCACCUGGUCAACCGCUUCUGGGCGCAGCUGGACGCCGAGGUCCAGGCCCUGCUGCGGCGCUGCGACGGCGACGGGGGAGGGGCCGGGGGCGGGGGAGGGGCGGCCCCGCCCCCCGGGGACCCCCCCGGGGACCCCCCCGAGCCCCCCCCCGAACCCCCCCGGGGACCCCGAGAGGAGAGAGGCGUGGGCGGGGCCCGAGGAGGGCGUGGCCGCCGCCCCUCCCCCCCCCAGGCUGGGCUUUGCCCCCGAGGCCGUGGCCAGGCUGGGGGGGGCCCUGGGGAGAGUCCAGAGGGGGCUGCAGCACCUGGGGGGGCACCUGAGCGCAAGAGCCGAGCUGGCGGAGCCCGGCCGGGAGCUGCUGCGGGAGCUGCUCUACUUUUUUUCUGGGAUUUUUCCGAGCUGGCGGAGCCCGGCCGGGAGCUGCUGCGGGAGCUGCUGCGCGAGCACCGGCGGCUGCAGGAGCUCACCCAGAGCCUGCACGAGAAACACCAGAGGGAGGCCCUGGAGCUGGCGGAGCUGCAGGACAAGGCCACGUCGGCCGAGACGAAGGUGCUGGAGAUGGGCACCACGCUGGAGGGGCUGCAGUGGGACAGCGCCAAGCUGCGCAAGCGCGAGGGGCGGCUGGACAGACACCUGGCCGAGGCGCUGGAGCAGCUGACGUCAGGCUCGUACGGCUCCGGCAGCUCCGGGGGGUUCCAGGGCGGGCAGAUCACCCUGAGCAUGCAGAAGUUUGAGAUGCUGAACGCGGAGCUGGAGGGGAACCAGGACUUGGCCAACUCGCGCAUGGCCGAGCUGGAGAAGCUGCAGCUGGAGCUGCAGGCGGCCGUCAGGGGCCAGGAGCGCCUCAAGGUGGCUCUGCGCUCCCUGCCCGAGGAGGCGGUGAAGGAGGCCCUGGAGUACAAGGUGCUGCAGUCGCAGUUCUCGCUGCUCUACCACGAGAGCCUGCAGGUGAAGACGCAGCUGGACGAGGCGCGGGCGCUGCUGCUGGCCACCAAGAACAGCCACCUGCGCCACAUCGAGCACAUGGAGAGCGACGAGCUGGGCGUGCAGAAGCGGCUGCGCACCGAGGUGAUCCAGCUGGAGGACACGCUGGCGCAGGUGCGCAAGGAGUACGAGAUGCUGCGCAUCGAGUUCGAGCAGAACCUGGCGGCCAACGAGCAGGCGGGCCCCAUUAACCGCGAGAUGCGGCACCUGAUCAGCUCGCUGCAGAACCACAACCACCAGCUCAAGGGCGACGUGCAGCGCUACAAGCGCAAGCUGCGCGAGGUGCAGGCCGAGAUCAACAAGCUCCGCCUCCAGGCCAGCGGCGCCCCUCCCCCACCAAGCCCCGCCCCUCCCCCGCCCCCUCCCCCCUCCUCCUCCUCAGGCCCCGCCCCCUCCUCAAGCUCCGCCCCUCCCCCUGAGGAAACCCCGCCCCCCACCCAAGCCCCGCCCCCUUCUGAGGACAAAGAGGGCGUGGCCUCCUCCGGCCCCGCCCCUUCCCAGGAGCCGCCCCCCAAACCCGCCCCGCCCCCGCCCAAGGAGGAAGAGGAGGAGCCCCCAGGCCCCGCCCCCGCCCCGAGCCCCGCCCCCUCCCAGCCGCCCCAAGCCCCGCCCCCUCCCCGGCCCUUGGCUCCGCCCCCUCCCCGGCCCCGCCCCGAGCGGGGGGCGGGGCGGGAGCGGCCCAAGGGGGCGGGGCCUGAGGAGGGCAAGAAGAAGGACUCGGAGGUGCUGAAGCAGCUGAGGGCGGAGCUGAAGAAGGCGCAGGAGAACCAGAAGGAGAUGAAGCUGCUGCUGGACAUGUACAAAUCGGCCCCCAAGGAGCAGCGGGACAAGGUGACGCUGAUGGCCGCCGAGAGGAAGAGCAAGGCCGAGCUGGAGGAGCUGCGGGGGCGCUGGCGGGAGCUGGAGGAGCGCGAGCGCCGCGAGUCCAAGAAGCUGGCGGACGAGGAGGCGCUGCGGCGGCUGCGGCUGAGCGAGGAGCAGAUCGAGCACCUGCAGAGGAGGCUGGCGGCAACGAAACAGGAGGAGGAGGCGCUGCUGUCGGAGAUGGACGUGACGGGCCAGGCCUUCGAGGACAUGCAGGAGCAGAACCUGCGGCUGCUGCAGCAGCUGCGCGAGAAGGACGACGCCAACUUCAAGCUGAUGUCGGAGCGCAUCAAAGCCAACCAGAUCCACAAGCUGCUGCGCGAGGAGAAGGACGAGCUGGCCGAGCAGGUGCUGGCCCUCAAGGCCCAGGUGGAGGCGCAGCUGCAGGUGGUGCAGAAGCUGGAGGAGAAGGAGCGGGGCCUGCAGAGCGCCCUGGGCGCCGUGGAGAAGGAGCUGAGCCUGCGCUCGCAGGCGCUCGAGCUGCACAAGAGGAAGGCGGUGGAGGCGGCCCAGCUGGCCGAGGACCUGCGUGCGCAGGGCGAGCACGUGCAGGCGCGGCUGCGGGAGCUGCAGGUGUGCGCGGCCGAGAACCGCGCGGCCAAGGACAAGGAGUCGCUGAGCCUCAAGAGGGCCCAGGAGGAGCUGUCGCGGCUGCGCCGGAAGCUGGAGAAGCAGCGCAAGGUCGAGGUCUACGCCGACGCCGACCAGAUCCUGCAGGAGGAGAUCAAGGAGUACCGGGCCCGGCUGACCUGCCCGUGCUGCAACGCGCGCAAGAAGGACGCGGUGCUGACCAAGUGCUUCCACGUCUUCUGCUUCGAGUGCGUCAAGAGCCGCUACGACACGCGCCAGAGGAAGUGCCCCAAGUGCAACGCGGCCUUCGGCGCCCACGACUUCCACCGCGUCUACAUCAGCUGAGCGGUGGUCAUCUCCGGUCAUCUGUGGUCAUCUGUGGUCAUCCUUGGUGACCAUGGCCGUCAAUGGCCACCCAAUGGUCAAUGUCCAUCCUUGGUGGCCAUCAAGUGACCACCCAUGGUCACUCAUUGUCCCCUUUUGGUGACCCACGACUUCCACCGCGUCUACAUCAGCUGAGCGCUGGUCAUCUGUGGUCAUCUCCAGUCAUCCUUGGUGACCACGGCCAUCAAUGACCACCAAUGGUCAAUGUUCAUGCUUGGUGGCCACCAAUGACCACCCAAUGGUCACUCAAUGUCCAUCCUUGGUGACCAGUGAUCAUCUCUGAUCAUCUGUGGUCAUUUGUGGUCAUCCUUGGUGACCACGGCCAUCAAUGACCACCCAAUGGUCACUCAACGUCCAUCUUUGGUGACCAGUGGUCAUCUCUGGUCAUCUGUGGUCAUCUCUGGUCAUCUGUGGUCGUCUUCGGUGACCACGGCCAUCAAUGACCACCCAAUGGUCACUCAAUGUCCAUCCUUGGUGACCCAUGACUUCCACCAUGCCUGUGUCACCUAUGAUGGUGGUCAUUGGUCAUCCAUGGUGACCAGUGGUCAUCUGUGGUCAUCUGUGGUCAUUUCUGGUCAUCUGUGGUCAUUCUUGGUGACCACAGCCCUCAAUGACCACCAGUGGUCAAUGUCCAUGCUUGGUGGCCAUCAAUGACCAUCCAUGGUCAUCCAAUGUCCAUCCUUGGUGACCAGUGGUCAUUUCUGGUCAUCUGUGGUCAUCUGUGGUCAUCCCUGGUGACCACGGCCACCAAUGACCACCCAAUGGUCACUCAAUGUCCAUUUUUGGUCACCAAUGUCCACCUGUGGUCACUCAAUGUCCACCUUUGGUCCCCACUGACCACUGAUGACCACCGAUGACCACUCGUGAUGGUCACUGACCACCAAUGACCGCCCCGCCCUGCCCCCAUGGUCACUCCCGCCCGUCUCCUGCUGACCACUGACCGCUCUCCGGCCGCUCCCCGCUGACCACUGACCGCUUGUGGUCACUCUGUGUCCCUCACUGACCACCUGUGGUCACUCUGUGUCCCUCAGUGACCACCUGUGGUCACUCUGUGUCCCUCAGUGACCGCUUGUGGUCACUCUGUGUCCCUCACUGACCACCUGUGGUCACUCUGUGUCCCUCACUGACCACCUGUGGUCACUCUGUGUCCCCCCCACGGUGACCAUUGGUCACUCCAGGCCACGCCUGACUGCCCCUGUCCACACCAGAGUGACCACUGACCACUCCAGAGUGACCACUGGUCACUCCUGGUCACUUUUGGUGACUCCUGGCCACUCCAAAGUGACCACUGACCACCCCAGGUCACCCCAGAGUGACCACUGACCACUCCAGAGUGACCACUGACCACCCCAGAGUGACCACUGACCACUCCAGAGUCAGCACUGACCACCCCAGAGUGACCACUGACCACUCCAGAGUGACCACUGACCACCCCUGUCCACUUCAAACUGACCCGUGGUCACUCUAAAGUGACCGUUGGUCACUCGUGGUCACUGCAAACUGACCAUUGGUAACUCUGGUCACUCUGAAGUGACCACUGGCCAAUUGUGACCACUCCUGGUCACUCUGGCAACCCCAAAGUGACCAGUGGUCACUCUACAGUGACCACUGAUCUCUCUGGUCACCUUGACCAUCCCAAAGUGACCACUGGUCACUUGUGGCCACUGUUGGUCACUAAAGUGACCAAUGGACACUCCUGGUCACUUGUGGUCACUAAAGCAACCAGUGGUCACUCCUGGUCACUCUAAAGUGACCAGUGGCCAUUUCUGGCCACCCUAAACUGACCCCUGGUCACUCUGGUCCCCCUAAACUGACCGUUGGUCACUCCUGGUCACUCUGAAGUGACCACGGGUCACUCCGGUCACAUUGACCAUCCCAAAAUGACCAGUGGUCACUCUGGUCACUCCAAAGUGACCCCUGGUCACUCAUGGUCACUCUAGAGUGACCACUGGUUACUCUUGGUCACUCUGACCACCCCAAAGUGACUCCUGGUCACUUAUGGCCACCCUAAACUGACCGCUGGUCACUCUUGGUCACUCCUGAUCGCUCUGAAGUGACCAGUGGUCACUCUGGCCACCCUAUACUGACCAAUGGUCACUCGUGGUCACUCUGAAGUGGCCAGUGGUCACUUCUGGCCAUCUUGACCACCCCAAAGUGAGCAAUGGUCACUCUGGUCACUCCAAGGCCACCCCAAAGUGACCAGUGGUCAUUUUUGGCCACUCUUGGUCAGUCUGGUCACUUGUGGUCACUCUAAAGUGACCAUUGGUCACUCUGGUCACCCCAAACUGACCCCUGGUCACUCUGGCUGCUCUGAAGUGACCAGUGGUCACUCCUGGUCACUCUGAAGUAACCAUUGGUCACUCUGACCACCCCAAGGUGAUCCCUGGUCACUCGUGGUCACUCUGAAGUGACCCCUGGUCAUUCUGGUCAUUCUGGCAACCCUAAAGUGACCAG
Molecule: messenger RNA, 5603 nt
Organism: Passer domesticus (house sparrow)
Lineage: Eukaryota; Metazoa; Chordata; Aves; Passeriformes; Passeridae
Gene: RNF40
Product: ring finger protein 40
Exons: 22
Coding region: 75-3110 (1011 amino acids)
Cellular component (GO): HULC complex; nucleus
Molecular function (GO): ubiquitin protein ligase activity; metal ion binding
Source: RefSeq, a predicted model, not a curated record